Molecule: messenger RNA, 1632 nt
Organism: Mucor mucedo
Lineage: Eukaryota; Fungi; Mucoromycota; Mucoromycetes; Mucorales; Mucoraceae
Exons: 5
Coding region: 1-1632 (543 amino acids)
Source: RefSeq, a predicted model, not a curated record
AUGGUGGACUGGUCGUUAGUCGAUGCUAGCAAAUGUUUGGUUGACAUCGGUAUCAAUUUUUAUGCCGAAGCAAAGUUCGGAAAUCCCGCCAUUACGCUUGUAAAGGCAGAUAAUUGUGACUCCCUCGGCAAUCUGUUUGCUGGAUCUUCAGCUAAGACCAAGCUGAUGAACAUGACCUUGGGUACCUUUGCUGGUAUCAAAGCCGUAAAUGCCUCGCCUGCAUCCAGGUAUGCCUCCAAGGUGCUUAUAUACAAUGACAUCAAGUACCCAUUUACUUUGGGAAAUGUCGGGUACAAUGGUAGUAUCUGUGGUGAGUGGAAUGCCGAGGAAAUGCGAAAGAAAUUUCGUCAUUACACUGGGCGCCACCAACGAAACUUGAGAUGGUACAAUGACAGAAUUACUGAAAUCAAAAACAAUCAGUUUACCACCCGCCUGGAAGUUCGCGUUCCUGCUACUUUGGCAACACCUGAUUAUUAUUCCGAGCUUACAAGCAAACUGAAAUCAGCUGUUGCUGAUGAUGCAUUUAUCCAUCUGGAUUCCAGAGUUUACCUGGAGUACGUUGGACUCUAUAUGAAUGCCAUCAGUGAAUUGGCCGAACCAUGCCUUGGCAGUGUGCUCUUAGAGUCUCUUUCCGGUUUGAAUUUGGCGGCUUAUAUGCUCAACUCCCUCAUGCACCUAUUGUGUUUUAUUGAAGAUGCUUUUGUUCUCGUUGGAGAAACAAUAGUGUUUGACCAUACGUUCGACAUGGCUAGAAUGCAAAAAGUGUUUACGGAUGCCAAAAUUGUAGAUAUACCAGCCAUGGAUUAUAUUGCUGCUGAAAACGACGGUAAUGUAGCAGCUUUUUUUGGCGCUGGACAAGGUGACUCUGCUGCGAACAUCGCUUCGACAAUUGAAUGCAUGAUCAGUAAUUCGGAUCCAAAUGUUCACAAACUAGUGUCCAGAAGAUCAACUUGGUUUGAAUUUCCAGCAAUUACGUUUGGUCCUCUUCGGGUGUAUUCCGAGUAUUUCAUUGGUAGUUUGAUCCCUGUGGAAGGUGCAUUCUUCCAACGUUCUUUGUUUCUGUACGACAUAACCCGCCUCAGUCCCGUGAAGAACGGUUUUGAUGCUUGUGGUGUUGAAACGCUUGGUUUUACUGGUGAUCACACCAAACUGGUUGCAUCUGCAGUCCAUCUUUUGUCGUCGUUCGAACCGAUCACAAUUGUAGAGCGAUUGUCUUUUCUUCUUCCUCUGCCCGAGAAAGAAAAAUGUCAACCUGCCAUUGUCAGAGCCGAGUUGGGCAAAUGGAUGAAGGGGAAGGGUGUAGACCUUUAUUGGUCAAGGUUUGGAACGAGAGCGUGGUAUCUUGAGCUGUUUGGAAAUCCGUUGAUAAGUUAUGACCAUUUAGCAAAGUUCCAUUCUUUGCUAAUGGUUGGAUCUCUGUUUCUUUGCAAAUGGAUCCCGACAUCCACAAAAUCAAAGAUGUACAGAAAAGAUCGCCGUGGUCUUUGUGCUCGUAAAGCUUCCCGGUUCCAAGAACCCAUCCCGAAUGUAAACCCUUUGAUUUUUUGGAGCAUGGAAAAAGAAGCUAUAAAUGACAGGAAUGAAACAUCUUCAGAAACAAGCGUUAGUAUCAUGUAUAGAAGAAAUGCCUAA